This is a messenger RNA of Mus pahari (shrew mouse), 8735 nucleotides long. RefSeq names its product transcription activation suppressor family member 2 (gene Tasor2). Lineage: Eukaryota; Metazoa; Chordata; Mammalia; Rodentia; Muridae. The record is from RefSeq and is a predicted model, not a curated record. Bases 593 to 7909 code for a protein of 2438 amino acids. Gene Ontology annotation, biological process: negative regulation of gene expression, epigenetic. The transcript has 19 exons. Gene Ontology annotation, cellular component: nucleoplasm.
UUUAGUUUUCACUUUCUGUCUUCGGCGGCCCCUUCCCUUUCUCCGUGCGCACGCGUUUCCACUUCCGGUCGCUGCUCCCCAGGGGGCUGGAGAGCGGACGCCUUCCCCCGCGCCCCGGCUUGUUUCGGAAGCGCCUUCCCGCCUGUGAGGCUGACGGAGGGGAACCGGGGCGAGAGCGCGCGGCGGCGGGGCCGAGGGGGGGGGGGGACGGACACCGGAGCUGGGGAGGCGAGGUCGGGAGACGCGGCGGAGCGAGAGAGGGGCCAGGAGGAGAGAGGGACGGGCUGGAAAAGCAUGGCAAGGACACCGAGUGCUGAGCUCAUCUCCUCAGGGAAGGCGGCCGCGCCGGCGACAGGGAAAGCUGAAGUUUGUGUCUGAGAAUUAUAUAGGUAACUACCCUAGGCCAUCUUAUGACUAUGACUGCCACGUGGAUACAGAUACCUACAAUGUUUCUUACAAAAUAAGUCAUUUUUGUGCCUUCAAACUAAGUCACUCAUUACCUCUAUGAACUUUCAGACAACACUGUUAUUAAAUGACCCAGACAGACCUGUCCUUAUAUAAUUGUAGCUUUUCAGCCCAAGGAACCUAAAAGAUGGCAGCACCCACUUCUAAAAGCAUACUUGAGCACAAUAAAAAUGCUCUCAUCUCUCCAUGGAAAGGGCAGUUUAUUAUUCAGGGUUGUUUGCUGUGUGAUAUGACUCUUUGGUCUACUUACGGCACAGUGGUUCCAGUACAACUGCCCCGGGAACUAGAUUUUAAGUAUGUAAUGAAAGUGUCUUCUCUGAAAGAAAGUCUACCAGAAGCUGCCUUUAGAAGACGGAAUUACUUGGAGCAGAAAGUUUGUUGUCAAGAUUUAUGCUUUGAUUUAUAUGAAGUUGAAUUGACAAACAAACAAGGAGAAAACAUAGCUAAGCUAAUGGAAUAUGUUAAAAAUAAAGAAUUGGCACUCAUCAAAUGCUUAGAAGAUAGGAGUUUUUUCAUUUUACUUACAUCAUCAGCCUUAACUCCAGAACCAGGUUUUGGAGCUGAGCAGAUGGGCCUACAUGGUUUACAUUUAUUCCGUGCACCGCAGACAGCAGGAGCAAAGGACUUGAAAGUUGAAGAUGGCAUCUCUUUGAAAGUGAUGCCUCUUUUACCUGCCCUUAGUUAUGCACUUCUGGAAGCAAAGAAAUCACUUUCUGAAGAAGGAAUCCCUCCAAACGUCUUAGUAAAGCAUAGUUUCCAAGAGCUAUACAAAGUAGACAAAAGCCUUUCUUUGAUGGCCCCUCCUCAAGAUGGAGUGAAAGAUACUGCAUCCAGUGGGAGACUGCCCCAUGCUCUUGACUUGCCUCCCCCGCUUGAAACGUGCCCUUCAGAGUCCUUGACUCAGCUGAAGUGUUAUUUCUCAGACCCUGCUGGUUAUACUCUGGACCUCUCUGCUGCUUUGGACUUGUUGGCAGAGCAUCCUCGGUUCCCUUGCAUUUCAGAUGGGAUUUGUGAUGCUGGAUUUUCUUUAGUUAUGACACCAGAUCCUGAAUUUCUUGACUCAGAGAUGGAAAUAAGAAAAGAAACUGAAACAACAGAAAAAUCUGGGAGAAAGUUGAAAGUGAAGAAGAAAGCUGUGACUCCAUCUUCCAGUCAGAGAGUUCAGCCGAAGAGGAAGGCUAGCACGUCAGCUGUUACACUGCCAAGUAAGCGGGUGAGCCUGGGCCGCCCAACUUCUAAAAGAACUGUACCCAGAACUGACAACAGGUCGUGUAACCCAACUCUAAAGCUAGUUAAAGGGCAGUUUCCUCAGAAGAGGAAAAGAGGUGCAGAAGUGCUGACUGCACAAAUUGUACAGAAAACCAGACUAGAGAGAAAAAAACAAGAAGUGUCUGUAUCUAAAGAUGCCCCAGUGCCUACAAAUGCUAAAAGGGCAAAGAAGCAAGAGAAGUCUCUGGGUAGAAUUGCCUCACAGCCUAAGCCACCCGUGAAAAAGUCUCCACAAAAACGGAAGGUCAAUGUAGCAAGAGGCCGUCGGAGUACCAAAGUCAGAAAGCAGCUCCAACCUGCCAAAAAAGAAAUUGCUUUACAUCUUCAAUCAGAAAUUUCAUCAGAUGGUCAAAAAGAUGGACUUAACCUAAGUACAUCUCAACAAGAAAGUAUUGCAAUGAUUCCUAAAGGUCCUCUUGAAAACUCAGUUAUCAGCUGUGACUCCCAGGCCCUAAAUAUGUUGGCUGAUCUGGCAUUAAGCUCUGCUGCUUCUUCUAUACCAUCUUGUAAGCACAGGAACCUUCCCUGCUUCUCUGAUGUGCCACGAAACAAUGUUUUACUCACUAAAGAAAAUCCAUUGCAUGGUGCCUCUGACCAUGAAUAUCAUAAGGGAGUUAAAAGUCAAAAAGCUGUACUACUGCCUAAACCAUACUCUGACGAGAUUAGUUCAGAGUCAGACUUAACGCGUAGCCAAGAAGAAAACUUGAUACCUUGUGCUCAGCCUCUUGCUGUUGCCCAGCCAGCACCCCAUGCGGAAGCCCAGGAAUUGUCAGAUGCAAGUCAGAACUCUGUUGUUGUGGAACAUUCCUAUGCCUUGCUCCUUGCUGAACAGUCACAUAAACAUGUGCAUCAGAGAAAGCUUCCAAGCCCUGCUUUUGUAAAGAAUGGGACAAAGGGCCCUGAAGCUGGAACACCGGUAGGAAAGGUCAUGCCGUUUCGGCAUCUACAGAACACCUCCCCUCUACAAAAGCUUUCUGAAGAUGCAUUGACGAAGCGCAAAAGUCUGUUUGUAUCCUCCACCCUUAAAGAGUUUUUUUGCUCUCAUACUGUUCUUAAAUGUGAUGGCUCCUUUAAAAUUACUUUCAAAUGUGAAGGAGAGUAUGUAUUCAGCUUAGAUAGCAAAUACACCAGCAACCCAUUGGAGAAAACUGUUUUGAGAGCAUUACAUGGACCCUGGAACACUGAUUGGCCUGAAAAUGUGGACGAUGUGAAGCUUUUACUUCAUAUAUGGGUAGCUCUGUUCUAUAGCAAAAAGAACAAAGUCAUCGGGUCACCUCGAAAGGUAGUAGAACACAAAAACCCAGCAAAAUAUGUAUGCAUAAAUAGGUCUUUAGAAUCUUUGGAUCACAGUGAAAUUGAGGAGUUUUCCAAUGUGGAAAGACCCUCUAUUGGAGGGUCUGUAGACCCUCUGUUGGAGACUAAGGAAACACACAUUGGCCAUGCCACCAAUAUUACCUUUCCUGGACCUAACUGCCUGCUUCCUUUCAUUAAUCCACCAACUACCAGAGACUUGGAACUCUGUGUACAGAAUGACCAGAAAGAAGUAUUUACAGGGGAGUGUCACCUGGAUACUUCAGGAAACCAGAAUUUCAUCUAUUGUAAUACUGAGGUAACUGGAGGUAAAGCCAAACUAGAAUUAUCAGAUAAACUAGAGACUUCUAAUGUUGUGCUGCCUGGUGUUGUAAGUGCCCAAAGUAAUGGAACUUGUAUCCCCAGCGAAGAUAAAACCUGUCAGAGCACAAAGAUGGUUUCUUAUAAGUCUGUCACACAAGCCACCUUGACCACAGCUUAUGAUGAGGCUGGCAGUGAAUUGAUGUGUCAGAAGUCUGUGUUCGACAACCUUGAGAACAAAGUUGAUAGUUUUCACCCAUCACUGCUGAUAAAAACAGAUGAGUCUGGCAGUGAAUCGAUGUGUCAGAAGUCUGUGUUCGACAACCUUGAGAACAAAGUUGAUAGUUUUCACCCAUCACUGCUGAUAAAAACAGAUGAGUCUGGCAGUGAAUCGAUGUGUCAGAAGUCUGUGUUCGACAACCUUGAGAACAAAGUUGAUAGUUUUCACCCAUCACUGCUGAUAAAAGCAGGUGCUGUACAGGAUGUUAUCCAGCAUAGCAGCCACAUAAAUAAUGAAUGUCAGCCCUCUGUGGAAAGGAGGGAGGAUAAUGUGGAAUGUAUGAUGGUUAAUCUUGAUCCAGUUACUCUUGCUUUUGAAAAAAAUGCCAAUGUGCCAAUACAUACGAAAGUAAAUACAACUGACAAACCUAAAGGCUUUAAUAUCGAACUGGUUAAACAAGUAUCCCCUGCCUUGAGUAUUCAGUAUCCUGUGUCUGCGAUGGAAGAGGUACAAACACAAAGUUCUAGGAAUGUUCCUUCUCUUGCUAUGUCAGAGUAUAAAGAUAGUAAGUGCCUUUCUGCCUCUUCAGUAAAAAAGGAAACACCUCCUGACAGCCUGUGUCUAUUACAGAAAGAGAGUCCUCUGACAUCAUCAGCUGAUGGAUUGAUAAUGGAGGCACUCUCCUUAGUUAAAAGUUCUAGUUAUUCAUUAGCCAGUAAUAAAACAAAGUGCCCACAAGAUGCCUCUCUACAGACUCAGAAUGGCUUGAGCAUGUCUUUAGAUGAGGUUCUAGAACCAUCAAAAGUUAUAGUCUCAUCAACCUCUGUUACCUUAAGGGAACAGCAGUCGCCUAGCUGUAUUCCAGCGAUGAGUGAUGUAGCGGGUGCCUCUUCAGUAAUAAUGAAUAGCGGCAAUAGUAGUCUAAACCAAGAAAAGAUUUUACAAACAUUUAAUUUAGUGUUUCCCAAACAUACUGGUCUCUCACUGAAUAGGGAAGAGGUUAGCAUGGAGUUUUCAGGGGAAGAUGCUGAUAUUGAUCUAACUCUAACAAUAUCACCACCUACAAGACCCAGUGAGGAGAUAGCAGCUGGUGAAAUUGAACAAUUGCAGAGGACCCCAGUAUCAAAUGUAGGGCAACAGAGUAGAUCUGAAGAAAUGGUUGAACCAGAAGAGCAGGAGAGACUCAUAAAAAACAGAGAAAUGAAUUCAGCUAGCUGUCUGUCAGUGUAUCCUGUGGAAUCCAGAGAACUACUAAAAAAUUGUACCCCUGAAAUUACAGAGAAAUUUAAUGUCACCUCGGUCUUUCCCUUUGGCCCUCUAAUAGAAGUGUCACCAGCCUCAAGUCCUGAUCCCAUAGUACAGAGCGGAGACAGACAGUUGUCUCCAUGUUGUUUAAAACUCCAUAGCUCACAGUCUGAGGAGAGUAACCAGUUCUCCCAGAUGAAGUCAGAAGAAGUAACUAUGCCAGAAAAAGCAAGUCUUCUUGGUCCCGAGAGUCCAAAGGGACAAGAUAAGUCAGCUGAAGUACAAGUGCAGAUCUCAGCGGAAAUGCCACAGAUACCAACUAAUGCAGAAGUAGAAGGCAGACUUAAUGUGCCUGGUAAAGGAACUGAGGUCAGUGUCCCCAGUGAGCAGAGUGAGAAUUUAUCUUUCUUAGAAAAGGUACAGUGCGAUGCAGAGUUAAAUAAGCUUACCUCACCUGCUAAAUAUGGAGAUAAUUUUAAGCCUCUUGAGAAACAUGUAAAAUCGGGAAAUUUGUUGGAGGCAGAUUGUAUCGAGAACAGAAACAUGGAUGUAAAACACCUUGCUUUGGAGUCCAGUGUACCCUCAUGUAGUCCUAGAAAAGUUGUUGAAAAUAAAUCUUUGACUGACACAUUGGUUUCUAUAACCACAAGUGGAAUAGUGAAUAAGUCAUUAAAACAGACUAGUUCUAAAAACAUUAAGGAAAAUGUCUGUGACAGUGAUGUAAAAACAGAGGCUGAUAGUAAUAUGCAGGUUGAGGCAGUGAACUCUGCCUUCAUUGACAAAACUGAUGCUCAGGCACACUCUCACCCAGAAGUCUCAGAGUGUGCCUCUUCCUCUGACAGUGCUCAGCGCACCUAUUAUACACAACCAGUGAGGGUAGAGCCAGGGUUUCAAACACAGGGAACACCAGUUGUCAGGAUGGCCGGCUUACUUAAGAAUAUUGGAGCUGAAUUACAUGAAGAAAGAAUGGGUCUCAGUGCUACUGGACUUCAGUCUAACUCCAUGACUACAAAAGAUGAACAAAAAACAGUGCAUGUGCUACAGGACACAAUAUGUGAAGUAAAAGAGUUCUUGAAUGGUGAUGUUUUCUCCCAAAAUGCCCAUUCUUGCCAAAAUGCAGUAGACUUCAGUAAAAGUAUCAGUGAAGAGCCUUCUGAUUCCUUUGUCCCAGAAUUUGUUGACUCUAUUUGUGGCGUCUACAAAGAACAUACUUUAAUUGAAAGCCCUAGCAUGGUACAUGAAACCAAGGCAGAUGCUGAAACACUGAGCAGGGAUACAGAGAUAAGUGUAAAUGCUUCCAUCUCCUGUGGACCAUGUUCUGGAGACUGUGUUCAGGAUUCUUAUGAUUGUGAAAACUGCAAAUUUGAUGUGGAGAAUUUGAGAGGUAAUCGCGAAAGCCAAAAACAUGCUGUAAAAGAUAGCUCUGACUCUUUCACAAGCUUAAACAACAGUGAUGACACCCGGGCCUGUUCUAGCAAAAUUUCAACGAUUGAGAUACACAUCCCACCCAGAGACCAGGAAACAGAACCACGUCCUAUCUCACCAAAUAAGUGUAUACCACGCUACAUCCAGAUCCCAGAUUCCCAUGGUAUCCCCAAGACUUACACUAACUUUACUAUAACAAAAGAAGUCAAAGAUACCACAAGAAGGUUGCAUAGCCUGAAGAAGCAUCGGAAUUUUAGAGCAAACUGCAACCUCCUCAGCUCCUGGGCUAGCACUUGGCAUGUGACAGAUGACCUUACUCAGAAUACAUUAGACCUAGAGUACUUGCGUUUUGACCAUAAGCUAAAACAAAUAAAGAAGGGAAAUUCUCAGCAGUCUUCCUUCCCUAAGGAAUCGCUCGUCCAAAUCUCAGUUGGAACAUCCCCUUCCACACAAACAUCUGAGACCUCAGGUCUACAUCUUUCACCCAAGAGCAGGAGCCCCAUUCUGGUGACAGUUGUACAAGCAGACACCAGGCAGAAGAGUCAUCACAGAAGAAGUUGCUUACCCAGCAGUCUUGACGGCUCUGGCUCUUUUUGGAAGGAAAAAUGUCAAAGAAGAAAUCUUAAAAAUUCUGAAAGAAGUCAGACUGUUCCAUUCCACCUCAAUAAACUGAAAUACAACAGUACUUUAAAAGAACCUAGAAAUGAUAUUUCACUUAUUCUAAAUGAAUAUGCUGAAUUUAAUAAGAUAAUGAUGAAUAACAACCAAAUUGUUUCCCAAGAUGAAGAGUUAAAUGCAGCUUCUGCAGAAGCUAUGUUCCAGGAAGCAUACCAGCCAAGACAGUCGGUAUCCUACAAAGAUGUGAUCACAGACUUGUGUGCCACUCUGCAUGUCAAACUCAAAGGAGUUGUGAGAGAGGCUUGUAAGAGCCCUUUCUGGUUCUACCUCGUUGAAACAGAAGAUAAGUCAUUCUUUUUAAGAACAAAGAGCAUUCUAAAGAAAGGAGGCCAUACAGAAAUUGAACUUCUGGAUUUUUGUCAAGCUUUUCACAGAGAAAAUGAGACACUAUUAGUUAUCAUUAAAAAUGAAGACAUCAUUUCACAUUUGCAUCAAAUUCCUUCUCUACUGAAGCUAAAGCAUUUCCCCAGUGUCAUCUUUGCUGGAGUGGACAGUCCUGAAGACAUUCUAAAUGACACCUACCAAGAGCUGUUUCGAUCAGGCGGCUUUGUGGUAUCAGAUGAUGUCAUACUAGAAAAUUUAACAUUAGCUCAACUGAAGGAAAUUCUCAAAAUCCUAGAAAAACUAAAUGAAAACGGCAAAUGGAAGUGGCUGCUUCACUACAGAGAAAAUAAAAAUCUCAAGGAAGAUGUCAGGGUAGAUUCAGUUGCACAUAAAAAGAAUUUAAUUCUAAAGUCAUAUCAGAGUGUAAAUAUCAUUGACUUACUUCAUUAUCACAACUGUGAUUCUCCAUCAUCAACAAAAGCUGAAAUUUUGAAAUGCUUGUUAAACCUGCAAAUUCAACAUAUCAGUGCCAGGUUUGCUGUCUUCCUAACAGACAAGCCCACAGUUUCCACAGAAAUCUUUGAAAAUAAUGGAAUCCUUGUUACAGAUGUAAACUACUUCACUGAAAAUAUACAAAAGAUAGCAGCUCCAUUUCGGAGUAGCUAUUGGUAAGAACUUUUUGUAAAACUCCUCUUGAAAACUGGAGUUAUUUUGCAGCAGACACUGCCACUAAGAGGGGGGAAACGCUGAUCAAACAGUGCUCUUUGAUGAGAUUAAUCAGCCAGCUUUAACUUAGUCCAGUGAUGUGACUUGUAGCCAGUCUGGGUUGACCUGGUAAACAGUAUGUAUGAUAUGUGAUGCAUAGGCCUAGGGGGGAACCCUAGGUAGAGUUGUCCCAGUUGUAUUUCUUGGUCAUUUUCUUUGCACUUUUGUGUUCCUACAGGUAAUUUUGGGAGUUGAAACUAUACAUGGAGUACACCAACAAGAACUUCGUAUUUUCCUGUGUCAAAAAACUCCAAAUACAUACAAACAACUCUCAUUUGAAUAAUGUUUUGUUUCUCAUACUUUGCUGUAAUGUCUUAUUUCAUCAUCAUGGACAAUAGUUGCAUUAGCUUUGGGUUAUAAUGUUGAAUAUUGUAAAUUAUUUUCAACCUAAACAUAAUGUGUUCAGAAAUAUUGAGCUAAAUAUUAAAAAUUGAGACCCUCACAUUUAUGUGGCUAAAGCUAAGUCUAUUUUGAGAAAUAGCUGUUUCUGCGUAUGGUCAGGAUUAUGAACUGCAUGUUUCAGAGGUUUUACCACAUUGUAGAAAGUAUAAUCUGUAAUGGUUGUUUGCUGUUACAUAAGAAACACUACAUAGAUAAAAUUUCUUUUGUAAAUGACAAAUUUCUACACUUUUUACACUUGGGUUUUUUAAUGCUGCACUACAAAAAGAAAAUCGAGGAAGAAAUCCUUUAUUUAUGAUAUUAGAAAUUUCUUAAAUCUUUAAAAUACAAACAA